Messenger RNA from Melitaea cinxia (Glanville fritillary), 1438 nucleotides. RefSeq names its product facilitated trehalose transporter Tret1-like. Gene Ontology annotation, cellular component: membrane. Lineage: Eukaryota; Metazoa; Arthropoda; Insecta; Lepidoptera; Nymphalidae. The annotation marks the transcript as partial. Gene Ontology annotation, biological process: transmembrane transport. The transcript has 6 exons. The record is from RefSeq and is a predicted model, not a curated record. Gene Ontology annotation, molecular function: transmembrane transporter activity.
UACGCUUACUUAUUUUACAAUUCCUUUUCAGUGGUACUUCCUGUCUUUUCCUAUGGCAUGGCCAUAGGUUGGCUAUCGCCAAUGGGCCCUCGGCUCAUGUCCGCAGUGGACACUCCUGCAGCUGAACCUGUGCAACGUGAAGUCAUAUCCUGGAUGGCAUCCGUUGCUUACCUCGUUGGAACACCAGCAGUUUUUCUCUUCGGUUAUAUUGUAGACAAUUAUGGUAGGAAGAAAGCGCUUAUGCUGACAUCACUCUCAAUGGCGGCGUGCUGGGGAUUAAAGUUAUAUUCGACAGAAACUUGGGCUUUGAUAACAGCCCGUGCUAUUAUUGGCCUUGGAGUCAGUGGCUCCUAUGUAGUAACACCCCUUUAUAUCAAGGAAAUAAGCGAAGACAGCAUCCGAGGAAUGUUGGGCAGUCUUGUAGUUCUAUCACAGAAUCUCGGCAACCUCUUGGUGUAUAUUUUGGGAGAGUAUAUGUGUUAUCAUGCCACUUUGUGGGUUUGUUUAUCAGUGCCAUUGGUACAUUUGCUACUCUUCCCGACCAUGCCAGAGACACCUUCAUAUUUACUGAAAAGCGGUAAAGUUGAGGAAGCCAGAUCAGCACUGGCCUGGUUGCGCUGCCGGCAGCCUGCCGAUGCGGUAGUGGAUAGCGAACUACAGACAUUACUCCUAGAAUUGGAACAGACUAGUUCUUGUAAAUUCUUCACAACGCUUAAAACAUUAGUAUCUGACCGAUGCAUUUUCCGCGCCUUCCGAAUAACUUUGACGAUAACGCUGGCGAGGGAGCUGUGUGGCUGUCUAGCUGUGCUGCACUUUGCAUCGUCGAUAUUUAGCGCAGCCGGCGAUAGUUUACUACUGACUCCUAACCAGCAGGCCGCCAUACUGGGAAUUGUUCAGCUUGUGGGCUCUUGCACAGCCUCAAGUUUAGUGGAAAGAACGGGACGGAAGCCACUGUUAGCCACCACGUGCUUAGUGUCAGGAAUAGCGAUGGCGGCGCUGGGUACAUGGUUCGCUCUCGGGACACAAGCGCACGCGUGGCUGCCCGUGUUGGCUCUCUGCCUCUGUAUCUAUUGCGACGCGGCUGGCCUGCAACCAGUGCCUUUUGUGGUUAUGACUGAGAUGUUCUCUUUCCAGUAUCGCGGUACAGUCACAUCGAUUGUGAUAGCCUUCGCGUGUGCUCUAGUCUCAGUACAGUUACGAGUCUUCCAACCCUUGGCCACGCACGUUGGACUUUACUUCGUAUUCUGGUUAUUUGCUACUGUAUGUAUCAUCAGCACGGCGUACAUCGUCUUCUACGUUCCCGAAACCAAGAGAAGAUCUAUUGAGGAGAUUUACUCAGAAUUUGGUGUAAAAAAAGAAAAGGAUCCAGAAGCAAAUGUUACGAGACUUUAAUUUUACUAACUUAGAUGAUUUCCUUUCUAAUAUCACUUGAAAAGAU